AUGCUCGUCCCCGUGGUGAGGAGAUGCUUGUGGGCGUGUGCUUCCGUUGCUGCCUUCUCAUGCCUGCGCGCGGCGCGGUGCGCGAGGUCGCCUCCUGGCGAUCUUUAUUCUCCUUUCUGUGGCGAUCAAAUCUAUUCGAAGUGGACUGCCCCUCACUCGAGCUGCGGGCCAAUGUUGGUGCGUGCGGCAUGCGGCACUGCGCGCUCCGAGGACUCCAGGCGGCUGUGCCUUGCUCACCGCCUCCUGCUCUCCGCUUUGCGUGCUCUCCCUUGCUGUCUCUCUCCUGCCUCCAAGCUCUCCUCCGCCAUUGCGCUCCCUCUAUCCCCGACACCCCCUCCGCCUCCCCCACCGGCACCCCACUAUACCGCUUGCAGCUUCCUGUUAUCCCUUGCCGAGCAUAUUUUCUUUGCUACCUCAUUCUUAAACACCAAUUCCUUCAAUCCCCCUUUCACAAUGCCGAUCCAGAAGGUGUACGCCCGCGAGGUGCUCGACUCUCGCGGCAACCCGACCGUGGAGGUCGAGGUGACGACGGAGGUCGGCGUGUUCCGCUCCGCUGUGCCGUCCGGCGCGUCGACUGGCGUGCACGAGGCGUGCGAGCUGCGCGACGGCGACAAAACGGCCUACUGUGGCGCCGGGUGCACGAAGGCAGUGAGGAACGUGAACGAGAUCCUUGCGCCGGCGCUUCUGGGCAAGGAGGUGUCGGACCAGACCGGACUCGAUAAGCUGAUGUGCGAGCUGGACGGGACGAAGAACAAGAGCAAGCUCGGCGCGAACGCGAUUCUGGGCUGCUCGAUGGCGAUCAGCAAAGCCGCUGCGGCAGCGGCUGGCGUGCCGCUGUACCAGUACAUCGCGCGGCUCGCCGGGACGAAGCAGAUUUGCCUGCCUGUGCCGUGCUUCAAUGUGAUCAACGGUGGCAAGCACGCCGGCAAUGCGCUGCCAUUUCAGGAGUUCAUGAUUGCACCGACGAAGGCGAUGUCGUUCCGCGAGGCGCUGCGCAUGGGCUCGGAGGUGUACCACGCGCUCAAGCUGAUCAUCAAGAAGAAGUACGGCCAGGACGCUGUGAACGUUGGCGACGAGGGUGGCUUCGCGCCACCGAUCAAGCACAUCGACGAACCGCUGCCGAUCCUGAUGGAGGCGAUCGAGAAGGCCGGGCACAAGGGCAAGUUUGCAAUCUGCAUGGACUGCGCCGCGAGCGAGGCGUACGACGCGGACAAGAAGAUGUACAACCUGACAUUCAAGAACCCCGAGCCGACGUACGUGUCCGCGAAACAGCUGCAGGAGACCUACGAGCGCUGGGUCGCGGAGUACCCGCUGGUGUCCAUCGAGGACCCGUUCGCGGAGGACAACUUCGACGAGUUCGCGGCGAUCACGAAGGCUCUCACCGGGAAGGCGCAGAUCGUCGGUGAUGACCUGACGGUGACGAACGUGGAUCGCGUGAAGAUGGCGAUCGAGAAAUCUGCGUGCAACUCGCUGCUGCGAAGACAACCAAUCGGACGC
Molecule: messenger RNA, 1497 nt
Organism: Leishmania braziliensis MHOM/BR/75/M2904
Lineage: Eukaryota; Euglenozoa; Kinetoplastea; Trypanosomatida; Trypanosomatidae
Gene: ENOL
Product: enolase
Exons: 1
Biological process (GO): glycolytic process
Cellular component (GO): phosphopyruvate hydratase complex
Molecular function (GO): magnesium ion binding; phosphopyruvate hydratase activity
Source: RefSeq, a predicted model, not a curated record